CUUCUCCUGUAGGGAGAAACUCAGCUCCCAUUAGCCUCAGUAUUUAUUUCCUCACUCCCCUUUCAUAUAAACUUCAUGGCCCUGACAUGCUUGCCGCUUCUUCACUUGGCAAGGAGAAGAGGGGGAGCUGGUCAUCAUUUUUCAUGCCUUCCUAUCACUCACUCCUCCAUCCAAUCAAUCCAUGACCAAGUCCUGACAUUUCUACCUCCUAAAAAAUCUCUUGAAUUUGUGCAUUUCUGCCCACUCUGACUGCUCCUACCCUUGCCCAUACCACCAUCAUCUCUUACAUGGAUUGCAGCAACACCAUCUUAACUGAUAUUCCUGGAUUUAGAUUUGCUUUCUUCCUAUCCAUUUUUUCACACUACAGCCAGGGAUAUCCUUCUGAGGUUAAAAUUUGAUCAUUUUACUCCAUGAAAAACCCUUCCGUGGUACCUCACGACCUCAGGAUACUGAGUCUCUUCAGAACUUGCUUCUCUCUCUUACCUUCCUUCCUCCCCCCCCAGCCUCAUUCUUGACCUUUCAUUCAGCCAUGCUGAAUUUAUUUCACUUCUUGGAUUAUGCCAAGCUUUCUUUUAAUGAGCCCUGCUGUACUCGACCUUUCUCUACCCAGAAGCCCUUCCCAAUCUGGACAACUCUGCUCAUUUUCCAGGUCUUUACUCAAAUGUCACUUGUGCUAUGAAACAUUCCCUGACAACCUCCCCCUCCCUCAACUACACCUCUGCAAGCUAUUGUGAAGGUCCAGGUACGAGAGGGCAACAGGUGUACAUCUCAUUCAGGCUGAUAGGCUGGGGAAGGUGUAAUGAAAAUACCUGACUGAGAAUGAACAGAGUCGUAACCUCUCUAUGUAAAAGUGGGCACUUACAUCACACUUCUGAGGAUGAAUGAAAAGUACGUAAAACACCUACAAUGCACAGCUCCUUGGAGGAGCUCAGUAUAUGUCAUCUAUUAUCCGUUUGACAAAUGUUCAUGAAGUACCAUUUGAUAGAUACUAUGGUAGAUGCUGAGGCUAGAAAAAUUAAAAUACGAUGUAAACGAUUGAAAGAUAACGUGUAGAAUGAGUGUCCAAAGCAUAAUAGGAUAUACAGCAGGAGCGUUUGGAGGUGCUAGUCAACAUGGCUAAGAUUCAAAGGAUGGACACCAUUUCACGCUGAGACACGCAGGAGUAUUCACAAGGAAGGAUUUUCAGGGAGAGGGGAUAAUGUGCGCAAGAUCAGGGGCAUGAGAGGCCUGGGUCGUUCUGCAUGGGACACGUCACGCCAUACCGCCGCAGCACAGAACUGGAAGGAGGCAAUGAGACAUAAACAGUCAGGAGGUGGGGCGUCUCGCAGGAUCCUACGGAUCUCUGAAGAGUUUUCAGGAGGAGGGUGGCAUGAUCGGAUUUCCGUUUGAGCGAGGUCGGAGUAGGGGGGAGAACAGAAUUCCGGGUCAAAACUGGAGUCGGGUGCCUGGCAGAGGCCCCCCACGCUGACCCUGGCGAGCAGGAUGCAGGAUACUGAUUGAGUGAGUGCUUUAUAUUACAACUCAAUACUCUCCAUAAGGCUGAGAUAUGCCCACUGUGGAGAGUGAAGCCAAAGUAAAAACCAAAGUUCGCUUUGAGGAAUUGCUUAAGACCCACAAUGAUCUAAUACGCGAAAGAAAAAAACUGAAGAAAAAAAUUGGCAAAUCUGGAGAAAAACUCUCACUUGACGCUGUUGGAAGCAGUCCUCAGAAAAUUACAGAAACUAAAAGUGAUGGUUUAAGUGCUACUGACACGUUUGACCCAGAGAAGAGCAUGCGAGUCACUAAAAACAAACUAAGGAAUCCACAGUCAACACCUGAAAAUCCAGAGGAUGUUAGUGUAGAGGAAGACAAGCAAGAAAAGGCAAGUAAAAAGGUUCUAAAAACAGUGCUCCAGGUGACUGCGCCAGAAGUGGAAAUGGAAACUCCUGAGAAGAAGGGGGAUUCUACACCUCAGAAAGCACGAGUGAAGUCACAGCCGGGUGUCACUCAACAGGACAGUGCCAAGGCCAGUGAGGAAGAAGAACUGAUGCAGGUGUACCAGCUCCAGGUGGCUGAAGAAAUGGCGAAGGAGAUUAAGAAGAAAAUAAGGAAGAAACUCAAAGAGCAGCUGACUUACUUUCCCUCAGAUACUUCAUUGCAUGACGACAAGUUGAGCAGUGAAAAAAGAAAAAAGAAAAAAAAGAAAGUCCCAGUCCUGUCUAAAGCUGAAACAAGUACAUUGCCCAUCUCUGAUGACGCAGUUGAAGGUGAACCAAGAAAGGAAUCUCCAGUUGGAGCAGUUACUUCAGAUUCUCAUCAAGACGAUGAAAUAAACUCAGUGGGACAAAAUGUAGAAGACAGCAUGCAAGAUGACACAAAAUCCAAACCAAAAAAAAAGAAAAAGAAGGCUAAAACAGCCCCGCGUGAACGCCAAAAUCUCUGCUGGUUUCUCUGUCCCCCAGUAGGGACCUUCUGCCAGGGGCCACGCCUGGAUUCUCAGCCUCUAGCUGCGCCCAGGAUUGUUUCAGAUGAUAAUGAAGACACUGAUGGUGACGGUGUUCAUGAAAUAACAAGCCGAGAUAGUCCCGUUUAUCCCAAAUGUUUGCUUGAUGAUGACCUUGUCCUGGGAGUUUAUAUUCACCGAACAGAUCGACUUAAGUCAGAUUUUAUGAUUUCUCACCCAAUGGUAAAAAUUCAUGUGGUUGAUGAGAAUACUGGUCACUAUGUCAAGAAAGAUGAUAGUGAACGGCCUGUUUCAUCUUACUAUGAAAAAGAGAAUGUGGAUUAUAUUCUUCCUAUUAUGACCCAGCCAUAUGAUUUUAAACAGUUAAAAUCAAGACUUCCAGAGUGGGAAGAACAAAUUAUAUUUAAUGAAAACUUUCCCUAUUUGCUUCGAGAUUUUGAUGAGAGCCCUAAAGUCAUCUUGUUCUUUGAGAUUCUGGAUUUCUUAAGCAUGGAUGAAAUUAGGAAUAAUUCUGAAUUUCAAAACCAAGAAUGUGGCUUUCGGAAAAUUGCCUGGGCAUUUCUCAAGCUUCUAGGAGCCAAUGGGAAUGUAAACAUCAAUUCAAAACUUCGCCUGCAGCUGUAUUACCCACCUACUAAGCCACGAUCUCAAUCAGAUGUUGUCGAGGUUUUUGAAUGGUGGUCAAAAUGUCCAAGAAAUCGUUAUCCCUCAACGUUGUAUGUAACUGUAAGAGGAUUGAAAGUUCCAGACUGUAUAAAGCCGUCUUACCGGUCUAUGAUGGCACUUCAGGAGGAAAAGGGUAAACCCGUGUACUGUGAACGACACCACGAGCCAAGCUCAGUAGACACCGAACCUGGAUUAGAAGAUUCAAAAGAAGAAGUCAAGUGGAGACGGCUGCCGGGGCAGGCUUGCCGUAUCCCAAACAAGCACCUCUUCUCACUGAAUGCAGGAGAACGAGGAUGUUUCUGUCUUGCCUUCUCCCAUAAUGGAAGGAUAUUAGCAGCAGCCUGUGCCAGCCGGGAUGGAUAUCCGAUUAUUUUAUACGAAAUUCCUUCUGGGCGUUUCAUGAGAGAAUUGUGUGGCCACCUCAAUAUAAUUUAUGAUCUUUGCUGGUCAAAAGAUGACCGCUAUGUCCUUACUGCAUCAUCGGAUGGCACCGCCAGGAUAUGGAAAAAUGAAGUAAACAAUACAAAUACUUUCAGAGUUUUACCUCAUCCUUCUUUUGUUUACACGGCUAAAUUCCAUCCAGCUGUGAAAGAGCUGGUGGUCACGGGAUGCUAUGACUCUGUGAUCCGGGUAUGGAAAGUUGACAUGCGAGAGGAGCCGGCCAUACUGAUCCGACAGUUUGACACUCACAGGAGCUUCAUCAACUCUCUCUGUUUUGACUUUGAAGGCCAUCACAUGUACUCAGGAGACUGCGCGGGCGUCGUUGUCGUGUGGAACACCUACGUCAAGGUUGGCGAUGUACAGCAUUCGGUGCGCCACUGGAGUGUGACUCAGGAAAUUAAAGAGAGUGAGUUUAAGGGGAUUCCAAUAAGUUAUUUGGAGGUUCAUCCCAAUGGAAAACGUUUGUUAAUCCAUACCAAAGACAGUACUUUGAGAAUUAUGGAUCUCCGGAUAUUAGCGGCAAGGAAAUUUGUAGGUGCAGCAAAUUACCGAGAGAAGAUCCAUAGUACUUUGACACCAUGCGGGACGUUUCUCUUUGCCGGAAGUGAGGAUGCUAUAGUCUAUGUUUGGAACCCAGAAACAGGAGAACAAGUAGCGAUGUAUUCUGACCUGCCAUUCAAGUCGCCCAUUCGAGACAUUUCUUAUCAUCCACUUGAAAACAUGGUUGCAUUUUGUGCAUUUGGGCAGAAUGAGCCACUACUUCUGUAUAUUUAUGAUUUUCAUGUUGCCCAGCAAGAGGCUGAAAUGUUCAAACGCUACAAUGGAACGUUUCCAUUACCUGGAAUACACCAAAGUCAAGAUGCCUUAUGCACGUGUCCUAAACUGCCUCAUCAAGGCUCUUUUCAGAUUGAUGACUAUGUCCACACUGAAAACUCUUCAAUGAAGAUGCAGCAAGUGAAACAGAGACUUGAUUCUGUCACAGAGGUGAUACGAGCCUGUGCUGCAAAGGUCAACAAAAAUCUCUCGUUUCCUUCAACGUCAGCCUCCUCACAACAGUCUAAGUUAAAACAGCCCAACGUGCUGGCCGCCCAUCAGAUCCUGCGCCAGUUUGGUUUCCCUGAGACUGGAUGUUUAAUUCCUGCACAUGCAGAUACUGGGAAUGCAAGAUUCAUUCAUACAUUCAGGAUUUUCAGCAUAGAAAGAAAGCCUUGUAACCAUCACGUAGAUACAGCACCAACGGUAGUGGCUCUUUAUGACUACACAGCGAAUCGAUCAGAUGAACUAACCAUCCAUCGCGGAGACAUUAUCCGAGUGUUUUUCAAAGAUAAUGAAGACUGGUGGUAUGGCAGCGUAGGGAAGGGACAGGAAGGGUAUUUUCCAGCUAAUCAUGUGGCUAGUGAAACACUGUAUCAGGAACUGCCUCCAGAGAUAAAGGAGCGAUCCCCUCCUUUAACUCCCACAGAAAAAACCAAAAUGGAAAAACCUUCUUCAGCUCCUCAAAAGUCAGUCAUUAAGGACAAGUCCCAGGAUUUCAGACUGGGCUCAGAGUCUAUGACACAUUCUGAGGCUGGGAAAGAACAGAGCCGCGAGGACCGAGGACACACAGUGGACAUGCCAGUGAAGAGGAAUGAGCAAACUGGCCGCAAAGUCACCCUAAUAGAGGUCUGGCAAACUGAAACAUCCAGUGCCCUUGCGACAGACUGUUCAACUAUGGUGGUUGGAGUUCCUGCAGUCACAUAAGGUGAAGGUAGAUUU
Equus caballus (horse) is the source of this 5305-nucleotide messenger RNA. The record is from RefSeq and is a predicted model, not a curated record. NCBI's taxonomy places the organism in Eukaryota, Metazoa, Chordata, Mammalia, Perissodactyla, Equidae.